Molecule: messenger RNA, 342 nt
Organism: Lachancea sp. 'fantastica'
Lineage: Eukaryota; Fungi; Ascomycota; Saccharomycetes; Saccharomycetales; Saccharomycetaceae
Source: the annotation of a GenBank genome assembly
AUGUCAGACCCAAAGGGCUUGCUCAUCGAUAAUCAGUCUCGAUGCGUCCAUUGGAAUUCUCAACUAGACGUUGUCUGCUUUAAACUUAAAUGUUGCCAACACUACUAUGCCUGUCAUUCCUGCCACGACGCCCUGGAAUCCCAUCCGGUCCAGAAAUACAACAUCUCACAAGAUCCCUCCAGCCAUGUGGUCCUUUGCGGCGUUUGUAGAAACACCAUGAGUUUCAACCAGUAUCGUAGUAAAACGGCGUCCAUACGCGACCAAUCGCUCCAAUGUCCGUUUUGCUGUGCAUCCUUUAAUCCCAAUUGUAAACUACAUUACUCCAUCUAUUUCGAUAUAUAG